Molecule: messenger RNA, 609 nt
Organism: Sitophilus oryzae (rice weevil)
Lineage: Eukaryota; Metazoa; Arthropoda; Insecta; Coleoptera; Curculionidae
Exons: 3
Coding region: 1-585 (194 amino acids)
Source: RefSeq, a predicted model, not a curated record
AUGGCGGAAACCGACGAGGACCAGAAAGGCGCCGCGACGCCUCUGAUCGGCGAGACGCGGCGCGUCCUCAUCAGUGCCUCGAUGGACUUUAAGUCUCGCGUGGCGCGACUGGCUCCAACGGCUCCGGUUGAAGACUUUCUGCCAGCACGUGGGUCUGUUGGUUGCUCUGGCCGGGUACACUAUAUUGGGAGGGUUGAAAAGCCAAAAUACAUGCUACUCUGCACCCUCUACAUCCUGGUUGGUUUAGCCCUAACCUCAACUAUAAUAGAGCUUGUACGCAGACAGUAUGCACAGUCCUGGAGACAACUACAAGCACUGCGAGGACCUCUAGCUGAGAAUUUCAGGAAAUUAGCAGAUAACGCUCCUGGCCUGGACGUUCUAGCCUUCCAACAGGACUUAAUGAAAGUCUUAACAGUGGUAUCGAUGCCGAAAAGAAUGGGCAGUCGAAAGGAGAAGAAAGACAAAGAAAAAGCAGAAAAGGAGUGGCAAGAUGCCUUGCAAGCUGUCAUUCAAGAUAUGACAGCGAAAGCUGCCAAUAAGGAACCUUCCAUUGUACAAAUUGUUAUUUAUGAAAGUUCGGUGUGAAUCAAAUAAAAUUAUUUCUUGUUG